Messenger RNA from Thyridium curvatum, 1965 nucleotides. RefSeq lists its product as uncharacterized. Lineage: Eukaryota; Fungi; Ascomycota; Sordariomycetes; Thyridiales; Thyridiaceae. The coding region runs from base 1 to 1965 and encodes 654 amino acids. Gene Ontology annotation, biological process: secondary metabolite biosynthetic process. Gene Ontology annotation, molecular function: oxidoreductase activity, acting on CH-OH group of donors; flavin adenine dinucleotide binding. The transcript is spliced from 6 exons. The record is from RefSeq and is a predicted model, not a curated record.
AUGCGAUUUUCCAGCUCUUUCCUGGUGUUGGCUUCAGCCAGCGCAGUCCUUGCCCGUCCCGCCGGUCUGGACAAAGUCAAAAGGCGGGCAACCGAGCUUCGCGAGAGCUACCAUUUCAUCGUCGCCGGCGGCGGGACUGCUGGUCUUACUGUUGCCGAUCGUCUGAGUGAAGCUUUCCCCGAGAAGAAUGUGCUCGUCGUUGAGUACGGAGCUUACCAGUACGCACCGGCUGUGUUUGAGCCACCCGGUACACCUACCGCGCCUGCGAGAUGGCAGUACUCUACGCUUCCCAUUCCAGAGCUCAAGAACAGAACAGCAAGUGUAGCAUCUGGACGGUCGCAGUCCGUCGGCGGAAGCUCAUGCAUCAAUGGGCAGUUCUUUGAUCGCGGCGCAGCUGCCGAUUACGAUAACUGGCGAGCCGCUGGGAGCCCCGACUUUGAUGACCAGCCCGAGUCUUGGGAUUGGAAGGGAAUACUGCCAUUUUUCAAAAAGAGCGUCACCUUCACCGAGCCGUCUGCCGAUGAUGCCAAGACAUACGGUUACACCUGGGAUAUGGAGGGUGCAUUCGGUGGCAAGGGACCAAUCAACUCGAGCUACCCCCCAUUCCAGUGGCCGAUCCAAAGCAAGUAUCAUUCUUGUCCCAUGUUCAAACAUCAUCCUAAUAAUUAUUGUGCUUUAGAACUAGCAGAUCAAGCUUUCAGAGAAAUCGGACUGAAGUCCGUAAAGGAAUGCGCCGGUGGCGAAAAGGUUGGCAUCUGCUGGGUUCCGACUUCGCAGGAUCCAACCACGGCGGAGCGUUCGCAUGCUGGCACAGGUCACUACAAGGACGUUAUCGCAAGCAGGAAGAAUUAUGACCUUCUUGAAAAGCAUAAGGUGGUCAGGGUGAUCUACCCCGAGGAGUCUGAUCUCAAAGGAGCCCCCAAGGUUGAGAUCAAGUCCUUGGAGGACGGAGAGACGUCCAUUAUCACAGCGACAAACGAAGUGGUCAUCUCUGCUGGCGCUUUUCACAGCCCUCAGAUCCUGCAGCGCAGUGGUAUCGGUCCCGCCGACCUCUUGAAGGAAGCUAAGAUCGAGGUUGUUCUCGAUCUACCCGGUGUAGGGUAUAAUUUCCAUGACCACGGCGGCGGUGCCGGUGUGUCGUUCAAACUUAAUAAAACGACCACACCCAAUCAAGGCAUGGUCUUCAGUAACAAGACUUUUCAGGCUGAAGCGCUCGAGCUGUACCAGGAGCGCCCGGCCAAGGGCCCUUUCACGCUAGCCAUGGGCAACAGCGCCAUCUACGUCGAUCUCCCGAGCAUCACCUCCGACUACAAGUCAAUAGUCGCAGCCGUCGAGGAACAAAUCAAAUCGGGCAAGCAUUCUGACUUCCUCCCAAAGUCGGCUUCGACAGAAGUCAUCGCCGGCUAUGCACACCAACUACAGAUCCUGGCUCGUUCCUUUGCCGAUCCGACAUCCCCCGUGAUGGAGGCGCCCUUCGGGAACGGGCCGGCCGGUGGCGGAUUCCACCUGAAGCCACUGAGUCGCGGCACGGUCUUGAUCAAUACCACCAAUCCCGAUGGGGAGCCGGUGAUCGACUACCGCUCUUGCUCGAAUCCCGUCGACUGGGACAUCCUGGCCAGCUUCGUCGGGUACUUCAGGCGCUACACCCAGACACCUACCAUGGUGAGCCUCGGGGCGCGGGAGGUGUACCCCGGCGCUAACGUGACGAGGCGCGAUGCCAUUGUGAAUUACCUCCGCGGUUCGGUGACGGCCUCGUUCCAGCACCCUUGUUGCACAGCUGCCAUGAUGGCUAAGAGCAAGGGAGGCGUGGUCGGGCCAGAUAUGAGAGUGCACGGGACGGGAGCUUUAAGCGUCGUGGACGCGAGUAUCUUCCCUUUGAUCCCUGGGACGCACACCAGCGCCACCGUCUAUGCCGUAGCAGAGAAGGCGGCCGACAUCAUCAUCCGAAGGUGGAAGAAGGAGUAG